Molecule: messenger RNA, 3259 nt
Organism: Pungitius pungitius (ninespine stickleback)
Lineage: Eukaryota; Metazoa; Chordata; Actinopteri; Perciformes; Gasterosteidae
Gene: hck
Product: HCK proto-oncogene, Src family tyrosine kinase
Exons: 13
Coding region: 238-1758 (506 amino acids)
Biological process (GO): cell differentiation; cell surface receptor protein tyrosine kinase signaling pathway; innate immune response
Cellular component (GO): extrinsic component of cytoplasmic side of plasma membrane
Molecular function (GO): non-membrane spanning protein tyrosine kinase activity; signaling receptor binding; ATP binding
Source: RefSeq, a predicted model, not a curated record
UCCUCUUCUGGAGCGCGCACUGAUAUGUGCACGGCUCAAACUUCCUCGUACCAGUCCAGUGCGCUGCGCCGCGUCCGCAUCUUCAGCCACAAGCCGACAGAGUGACAACUUCUGCGAGACAAUGGAGCCCACGGAGAAGGAGUGAGGAUUAUCCUUUUUUACGGUCAGAAAAGUCGAGAAGAGCGUCUAUCCGAGCGUAGAAGUAGCCGUGGAAGCGUGUUGAAACCCGAAGCAACCAUGGGAUGUGUGGGCUCGAAGAAGGAGCAGCAGCCUCUGGGGAAAGAGACGGGCGACAGCGACCAGCAGAGCAGCGCCCUGACUACCCACUACGUCAAAGACCCCACCGCGGGAAACUCAGGAAGCAAAGCUAAAAAAAUGGGGUCCAGUACAAACUCUUCCAGUGGCACCGUAGGAGAGAGCGUUGCCAUGGCGCUGUACGACUACGAAGCCAUCCACGAAGGCGACCUCGGCUUCAAGAAGGGCGAUAAGCUCCGAAUCCUCGAGGAGUCAGGGGAGUGGUGGAAAGCUAAGUUAAUUAGUUCGGGUCAAGAGGGCUUCAUCCCCAGUAAUUAUGUGGCCAAAGACACUCUGGAGGCUGAGGAGUGGUUCUUCAAGGGCGUGAGCAGGAAAGAUGCGGAGAGGCAGCUGCUGGCCCCGGGGAACAGAGCGGGAUCCUACAUGAUCCGAGACAGCGAGACCACCAAGGGCGACUACUCCUUGUCUGUGAGGGACGGCGACUCCCAGUCCGGGGACACGGUCAAGCAUUACAAGAUCCGUACGCUGGACAACGGAGGAUUCUACAUCUCUCCGCGCAACACCUUCACCACCCUGCAGGAGCUGGUCAGCCAUUACAAGAAGCAGGGAGAUGGCCUCUGCCAAAACCUCACCAGCCCGUGCUUGAGCCCCAAACCAGAGAAGCCGUGGGAGAAAGACGCCUGGGAAAUCCCUAGGUCCUCACUCAAAAUGGACAAGAAGCUGGGUGCUGGCCAGUUUGGAGAAGUCUGGAUGGCUACGUACAACAAGCACACCAAAGUGGCAGUGAAGACCAUGAAGCCUGGCACCAUGUCAGUAGAAGCCUUCAUGGGCGAGGCCAACCUGAUGAAGACUCUGCAGCACGACAAACUGGUCCGUCUCAAUGCUGUGGUUAGCAAGGAGGAGCCCAUCUAUAUCAUCACUGAGUACAUGGAGAAAGGUAGUUUGUUAGACUUCCUGAAGAGCGAUGAAGGCAACCGCCUCCAGCUGCCAAAGCUCAUCGACUUCUCUGCCCAGAUCGCAGAGGGUAUGGCCUACAUCGAGCAGAGGAAUUACAUCCACCGAGACUUGAGAGCUGCCAAUAUCCUGGUCAACAAGGCUUUGGUGUGCAAAAUCGCAGACUUUGGCCUCGCUCGCAUCAUUGAGGACAACGAGUACACGGCCAGGGAAGGAGCCAAAUUCCCCAUCAAAUGGACAUCCCCUGAGGCCAUCAAUUACGGCUCUUUCACCAUCAAAUCUGACGUGUGGUCCUUUGGCGUCUUGCUGACUGAGAUCAUCAGCUACGGACGUACACCAUACCCAGGGAUGACCAACCCAGAGGUGAUCCGUGCCCUGGAGAAGGGCUACCGGAUGCAGCGCCAGGACAGCUGUCCCACCGAACUCUAUGACAUCAUGCUGGAGUGCUGGAAGAACAAGCCCGAGGACCGUCCCACCUUUGAUUACCUGCAGAGUGUCUUGGAGGAUUUCUACACCGCCACAGAGAGCCAGUACCAGUCGCAGCCAUGAGGCUGAACAUUCACUGUCUUACUCUUAUAAUGCUGUUCCUUUCAUACUUUAAUAGCGCGUCCAGUUUCAGACCACACAUACUCUCUCUCUCUCUCUCUCUCUCUCUCUCCAUCUCAUUCACGCAAAUGUAAUGUUGUGUAACAAAGGUCUUCACAAAAUUAAUUAUAUGUUAUAGGAAGCUAAGCAUCACUUAUCCAAACAUGUUUUAUAUUUCAUUUUGUCUCCUUACUUUGAAUGAAUUAUUUUUAAGUGAUACAACCCUGCAGAAGAGAAAGGAAUGCAAAAUACUGAAGCAAUGUUAACCUUUUAUUUAAUGUACAUGCUAGUAAAUGCUUUAUUAACAUGCAAGCUCAACUUAACACUUAACUAUUUGUAAGGCUUUAUUACAAGGACCAUAAUGCAAUACAAGUAUUAUAUAAUGACCUAUAAUAUCAGGUAUCAUAAUACUUUCUAAUUACUGUUCACUCACUGAAAUGCUUUUAGCAAAGACCAUGUCUAUUAUUAUUGCCAUGUUGGUCAUCGUUGUAAUAUUUUUAUAAUGCCUGAUAAUAGCUGUUAUAAUACAUUACAACCCCUGCUAGCAUGCGGAGUAUCACUAUUACAAUGCAAUCAUUGUUAUUUGAUUAUAAAUUGGAGAUAAAUUAGGGAUGAAAAUAUAUCAUUAAAUCUAUGCAAGACAACACAGAAAGCAUUGGAUUAUUGUAUUACAUUUUUUUUACUUUACUUGAAGCACACAAUGCCGCUUUACAAAUUAUGGACAGGCUGCUCAAACAUUUUCAUAAACCAAAAAAUAAAUAAAAAGCCAUGUUUUUGUGAACUUUCAUCCCAUAGUCCAAAGCAUUUGAACAGGUUUGAAUGUGUUUUACAUAACAUGUAAAAGUAGGGGUCCAUGAUAUGACGUCUUGCACACAAAAUAUUAUUUCACCAAAGGACUCGGCAAACCCCGAAAGCAUGAACCUUUCGCCGUGCCUGGUUUGCAAAUAAAUAAAUACAAUUAUUUGGGAAUAGGUUUUAUAUUGAAGUCAUUAUGACAGAUAAUGCUUAUUUAUCCUUUUUUGCUCAGUAAACAUUUGUUCUGUAUUUUGGAACCAAAUGAAAAAAAGCAGUAGAAACAGAUUUCCCACAUUAUAGGCCUUCUUGCUUUCUGUGUUAAAAAAAUAAUUUAUUUGUGCAAAUGGUACUGGAUAUUAGUGUAACUUAAAUCGAAUGAUCUUUCCAAACUGCCUUUUAUUUUUUUCAUUAAAAAUAUUUAAUUCUUUGUUUUUUUCUGCACUGUUUAGAUAAUGUGAAUGUUGAUUUGUUAGAAAUAGCAAUGAUUUUUGUGAACCAAAAUCCUUUCAAUUUUAAAGGGAAUAUUUUGAAGUAUUUAAGACGUUAUUUUAGGAUUUGGUUGUCCAUAUAAAAACUGAGAGACGCUUUUUUUAAGGUACAUUUUCAAGUACUUUGCAUAGUUUGUUAGAUGCUUGUCUCAAUGUAACUGUAUUGACCAUUUUCAAAUAAA